Sorghum bicolor (sorghum) is the source of this 1305-nucleotide messenger RNA. Its product is annotated as ethylene-responsive transcription factor ERF024. NCBI's taxonomy places the organism in Eukaryota, Viridiplantae, Streptophyta, Magnoliopsida, Poales, Poaceae. The record is from RefSeq and is a predicted model, not a curated record. Bases 199 to 801 code for a protein of 200 amino acids. Gene Ontology annotation, biological process: regulation of DNA-templated transcription. The transcript has a single exon. Gene Ontology annotation, molecular function: DNA binding; DNA-binding transcription factor activity.
GUAGUAGUCUGUCUGGAUAGCUAGUAGGGUUUAUCCUUCCACCUUCGGUUAAUCAUCAUCAUCAUUGCUGCCAAUCUGUUGUCGUCAGUCGUCACUACUUGUGCAGCUUGUGCCUUUCACAAGUCCCUUGCCUGGCGCGCGUGUUUGAUGCAUGCAAUGUAGUGCGUCGAUCGAUGGUAUCGGGACGGACGUGCAGAUAUGAUGGAGCAGCAGAGGCGGCAGGAGGAGCGGAGGACCACCACCGUGCCGACGACGACGACGUGCGGCGGGCGGCGCGCGAGGGCGGAGACGCGGCACCCGGUGUACCGCGGGGUGCGGCUGCGGGCGGGCAAGUGGGUGUCGGAGAUCCGCGAGCUCCGGAAGCCCAGCAGGAUCUGGCUCGGCACCUACCCGACGCCCGAGAUGGCCGCGGCGGCCUACGACGCCGCCGCAUUGGCGCUGCGGGGCGCCGGCACGGCGCUCAACUUCCCCGACGCCGCGAUGGCGCGGCCGGCGCCCGCGUCCGCGGCCCCGGACGACGUCCGGGCCGCCGCUGCUGCGGCCGCGGCCGCGAUGGCGGACUGGGAGGACAUCCGCCACGGAAGAAGCGGCGGCGGUCGGCACGACGACCUGUGUGGUCACAGUGGUGGCGACGCGGGUGCCGUGGCGGCCGCCGGCGUUGUGGACGAGGACGACCUGUUCGAGAUGCCGCGGCUGAUGCUGAGCAUGGCGGAGGGGUUGAUGAUGAGCCCGCCGGUGCUCGGCCCUGCGGCGAUGGAAGCCGACGAGGAAGGCGUCAGCCUGUGGGAUCACUCCUGGUGAUGCGCUGGCGAGCCACACUGCUUUGGUGGUACUGGGAGGCGGUGUAAUGUGAGAUGAGGACGGGCGCCACGUACUGUAAAUGGAAAGCGUACGUGCAUGUGGUGUGGGAUCACAACAACUGAUCGAUGUGGGCAGAGGAAUGUGUUGGUGGUGGCCAGUGGGGCGACAUGUACGCGCUCUGUGAUCGAUGUUCUUGUACGUACGUUACGUAGCAUGAAUGAUGCAGACACGACAGGGAUGCGCGCGUAUAACGAGUUUGCUACGUGCUCACUCAUCGUCACUGUAAUAGUAUUAUAUAUUAUACAAACGCAGUACAGUCAGCCUGGCUCUGCAGUUUUGAGGAUCAUCCGGAAAACAUGACACCAUGAGCCCAUGAGACUAGUUUUUUUUUCAUUUGUGAUACGAUGAAUAAAGCAUUUAGUAGUACUACAUAAUGUGCAUCAUGUAUUUAGUUCAUAAAAGACAAUGGUAUUCAAGGCUGUGGACAUCACAACGCCUCCAGUU